Leptopilina heterotoma is the source of this 2534-nucleotide messenger RNA. It is a transcript of the gene Lnk, whose product is annotated as SH2B adapter protein 1. NCBI's taxonomy places the organism in Eukaryota, Metazoa, Arthropoda, Insecta, Hymenoptera, Figitidae. The coding region runs from base 468 to 2168 and encodes 566 amino acids. Gene Ontology annotation, biological process: intracellular signal transduction. The transcript is spliced from 5 exons. Gene Ontology annotation, molecular function: transmembrane receptor protein tyrosine kinase adaptor activity. Gene Ontology annotation, cellular component: plasma membrane. The record is from RefSeq and is a predicted model, not a curated record.
UUGCGGAAAUAAAAAUGUAAUUCUUGUACCGGAAAGUACUUUAAUAAAGUAUAAAAAAAAGUAUGAAGAAAAAGUACAUUUAAAGAACAGUGAUUGUUUGCGUUGUUAUUUUAUUAAAUGCAGAGACAAGUGAUCGAAUUGUUGUCAUUGGCAAUAAUAAUAGUGCUUCUUUCGGAUAAAUUAAAAAGCGCAUGAAAAUAAUGGAAGGUUAUCUCUCUGAUUGAUCCCCUGAGCAGUAAACAGGUGCAUUUCGAUUCAGCGCUGAUUAAUGAGCGUUGUAUCGUCAAUUACGCGUAUCGAAUAAAAAGUCUCCAAAUAUGCGUAUCAAUAAAUUGCAAUGAUUUUGCUUAAGGUGUGGUGUAGAUGUAAUAUGUAAAUUUAUUUAAUAGAGAAAAAGUGCGGAAUUACAAUAAGCGCAAGGAGGAGAGGAGGUCGUCGGGGUCGAGAACCUGUCUCUCAAGGGAAGCAUGAGUGUUUACAACGCGGUUACGGCGGCGGGUGUCGCGUCGCCUGAGGGUGCGGACGAUUGGAUCGAAUUUUGUGACAGACACGCCCGCGCCUCAGCCUCCGACUUUGCCAAAGCUUUCUGUACCUAUGUAAGUCUCAAUCUCCCCGAAAGCGCCAAGGCCACCCUCUCUCACAGGGAUUUCCUCAGGAAAUUUGUCGAGACCUUCUGCGAUCAUUUUGAGAGUGAAUAUUUACGACGCAGUGCAAGUUCGCCAUCGGGAAGUGAGGUUCGAACUGUAACGACUAAUGAAAAGGACACGAAUAAUUCGACAAAUCAAAACAAUAAAAUUCCAAUUAGAGCAUCGUCCCAUGAGGAAUUCAGCGAUUAUUCAGAGCAGGAUGAAAAUGCAGUUUCACCAAAACCCGUUCACAAGCCAUUUUUUCGUCGUCUAUCAUUUAAGGGCCUCAAAAAGGGAAAAGGCCUCUUUCACAAGCAACAAAGUGACGAAGUGGAAUUGUCUCACAAUGAAAAUCGAAGGGAUAAACAUUCGAAGGCGAAAUUAUCGAAAAUUGUUGUCGAAUGUAGAAAGGAAGGUGUCGUUAAUUCAUUAAUGGGUGAGAAUAUUGAUGGGACACAGAAAUGGGAAAAAUCACGAUUAGCAUUAAUAAAGGCGAUUGGUGGUUAUAUGUUGGAAUUUUAUUCACCACCAAAAGCAGUGAAACCACGUAGUGGAGUAUUUUGCUCGGAUAUUGUUGAAGCUCGUGAAACGACAGCACUUGAAAUGCCCGAUCAUGAGAAUACGUUUGUUUUGAAAACGGAAAAAAUGGAAUUCGUGAUAGAGGCUCACGAUUCAAAUGAUAUGAGAUCGUGGCUUGCGACUAUUAAAUAUUGUAUGCGUUCUGGUCUACAGGGAUUGAGUCAACAAAUUGUCGGUUCAAACGAUACGACAGAUUCUGUUCAUGGAUCAAUGUCAAUGAAUAUUGAAGGCGAUAGACUGAGAGCAAAUUCAGCGAGUAAGAGUUCACGUUCAAUGCACGAUCACGUUGAUGAACAGGGAAAUCCUCCUGAAUUACCGCCGAGACUUAGAACUCGUAGUAACAGUAAUUUAGAACUUUGUUCCUCUCAACAGGAAAUCGAGCAAAUUGCAGGCAACGAAGGAGAACUCGAUUUGUCCAGCAGUUUACGCGAAUAUCCCUGGUUUCAUGGGACUCUUCCACGUUCGGAUGCUGCACAAUUAGUUUUGCAUAGUGCUGCUAAUGGCCACGGUGUUUUUCUCGUUCGACAAAGUGAAACACGAAAAGGCGAAUUUGUUCUCACUUUUAAUUUUCAAGGCAGAGCAAAGCAUUUGCGAAUGACAUUAAAUGAUCAGGGACAAUGUCGUGUUCAACAUUUGAGCUUUAAUGCAAUUUACGAAAUGCUUGAACACUUCCGACAAAACGCCAUACCCUUGGAAUCUGGUGGGACAGCAGAUGUAAUGCUAACCGAGUAUGUUGUUGCGAAUCAGAGCGGUAGAACGGGACAUCACAGUGGAUCGGCAAUUGUUCAACAAUCGCAAGAAAGAAGGCCGGCAACUAUUCCGGAACCGAGAGAAGUUCAAACGUAUGGUGGAUCUAUAAGAAUGCGAACAGACUCUUUAGAUCAAUUGCAACAAAAUAAUGCUGAAAAUCCAUCAGCAAUGAAUAGUGGCAGAGCCGUACAAAAUGCCUACAGCUUUUUUUGACGCUGGGUUAAUAAUAAUCUGGCACCAGGCUAUCAUCCGGUUAGUCCUGCAGACUGAAUUUCAUCUUUUCAGAAGUAGAAUUUAAAAACAUAACUACCCAGUGUCAUUUCACUUCCAAUAUAAAUUUAUAUUUAAUGACUGAUGUGUGAUAAAGAACCUCAAUAGCGUUUAAAAAUGUGCAAUUUCAAUAUUGCAUAAUUAUGGCAAUGUGAAUUGUACACAAUUUUUUUUUCUUCCUACUUUUUAAAAGUUGCACUAACAAAGAGAAUUUUAUUUUUUCACAAAAGAAAAAAAAAUUUAAUAUAAAUAUUAAUCAUUUUUUUUUUCAGUAAAAAUUUUAAACAUUCUUUUAAUAAAGAAGAAUAA